AUGAAGUCCGCAACCAUCUUCGCCGUCAUCGCGUCCCUGUACGCCUCGGCUGCCUUUGCCCAGACAGCCUGCGACCCCGCCGCCUCCGCUAUACCCACCUGCGGUGUCCCAUGUAUCCAAUCCGCUGCCUCAGGUGCUGGCUGCACAAACGGCGACUAUCGCUGCCGCUGCAGGAACUCGGCAGCCAUCCAGUCUUCGGCCCAGACCUGUGUUAUUAGCAACUGCGGCAUUCCUACGGCGCUGCAGGUACAGGCCAGUGCGAACGCAGUGUGUUCGUGUGUUGCCACUGCAACGGGUAAUAUCGUGGAGGCUACGGCUGUCUAA
Molecule: messenger RNA, 324 nt
Organism: Cucurbitaria berberidis CBS 394.84
Lineage: Eukaryota; Fungi; Ascomycota; Dothideomycetes; Pleosporales; Cucurbitariaceae
Exons: 2
Coding region: 1-324 (107 amino acids)
Source: RefSeq, a predicted model, not a curated record